CGAAGUGUAUUAAUAAAGAGUGUAAAUAAACUUACGAAUCUUAAAUUUUUCACCAGUAUUGUUGAAAGUUACCAAUAAAAUAAGUCCUAUUAAAAAGGCUUUGACAUGGAUGGUGAAUUUGUGACAGAAGUACCUAAUGCUUUAAAACGUCUUGCUCGAAUGGUGAUGAGAGGAUUCUACACAAUUGAACAUGUCAUUGUUGUAGAAAUGCUAAUACGAAAUCCAUGUAUGAAGGAGGAUGACUUAGUGGAACUCUUGAAAUUUGAACGUAAACAACUUCGAGCUGUGAUAGCACAAUUGAAAAAUGACCGGUUUGUAAAGAUGCGCCUUCGAAUGGAAACAGGACCUGAUGGAAAGGCUACUCGUCAAAAUUAUUAUUACAUUAAUUACAAGGUGUUUGUAAAUGUUGUUAAGUAUAAACUAGAUCACAUGAGAAGAAAAAUUGAAACAGAAGAAAGAGACUCAACUAGCCGAGCAUCAUUUCGUUGCACGGUAUGUGAGAAGACAUUUACGGACUUGGAGGCAGACCAGCUAAUUGACUUUAACACCAAUGAAUUCCGUUGUACUUACUGUAAUGAACCUGUUGAAGAGGAUGAGAGUGCUCUACCCAAAAAGGAUUCUCGUAUGAUACUAGCACACUUUAAUGAGCAGAUAGAAUCUCUUUACAUGCUGCUUCGUGAAGUUGAAGACAUUAAACUUGCACCUGAACUUUUAGAACCUGAACCAACUGAUGUCACACAAAUUAAACGAGAUGCGGGUGCCAAACCACGUUCUAGUCAGCCGCGUGGAAUAAAUGAACUUGGACAUUGGAGUGGGGAGGCUACUCGCAACAGAGAUUAUCAUCUUGGAAUGGAACAAGGCAUCACAAUCAACUUUGCAGAUGAUAACUCCCUAUCAAAUGCAACUUCUAAUGUACAAGAAAGGAAAGAAAGACCUAUAUGGAUGGUUGAGAGCACUGUUUUGGAUACUAGUAUAUCUCAAGGGUAUGCAGAACCAAAACUACCUGUGAGAGAUGAAAGCCCAAAUAUACCCCAGACUCCAACUCUGCCAGGAUCCCAAGACAACAUAAUGGAGGCACUUCUAGCACAUGAGAAAAAAGGUGUUAGUGGCUUGCAGGCCAUUAUCCCUGGCCAGGGAAGUGCCGAAGAGAGUGAUACAAGCGAAUCCGAGGAGGAAGCAAAGCCACAGGUUACCAAUACUGAAGGAGAAAUUGGUGAAAUGGAAAGGAUGUAUCAUGGAAGGUGGAACAUUAGUAUGAUGGCUAAUUACU
This is a messenger RNA of Limulus polyphemus (Atlantic horseshoe crab), 1270 nucleotides long. RefSeq names its product general transcription factor IIE subunit 1-like (gene TfIIEalpha). Gene Ontology annotation, cellular component: transcription factor TFIIE complex. The record is from RefSeq and is a predicted model, not a curated record. Gene Ontology annotation, biological process: transcription initiation at RNA polymerase II promoter; transcription open complex formation at RNA polymerase II promoter. Lineage: Eukaryota; Metazoa; Arthropoda; Merostomata; Xiphosura; Limulidae. The annotation marks the transcript as partial. The transcript has 7 exons.